This is a messenger RNA of Zophobas morio, 4323 nucleotides long. RefSeq names its product potassium voltage-gated channel subfamily H member 8 (gene Elk). Gene Ontology annotation, biological process: regulation of membrane potential; potassium ion transmembrane transport. The transcript is spliced from 15 exons. The coding region runs from base 268 to 3372 and encodes 1034 amino acids. NCBI's taxonomy places the organism in Eukaryota, Metazoa, Arthropoda, Insecta, Coleoptera, Tenebrionidae. The record is from RefSeq and is a predicted model, not a curated record. Gene Ontology annotation, molecular function: voltage-gated potassium channel activity. Gene Ontology annotation, cellular component: plasma membrane.
UCCGCACAUUCGUAUCGUCGUGCCGUUCCACGAGUCGAACUUUCGCGAGUUCAAAAAGUGGAAUUAAAGAAAAAACAAAAAUAGUUGACAAAAUAUACCGCAAAAAAACACGCACAAUUUUGAACGAAAGUCGCGCUAAAAUGGACUCCCCCUAGACUUGAUUAAAAUUCUAAUUAAGCCAUGAACACUUUUUAAUUAAUAAAACAUCGAUGUGAUGUAGUUUUCGAGAAAACUUUCCAGACGCAGGCCCUAUUUCGGUGUUGUCCGAUGCCGGCUCGCAAGGGGCUCCUCGCGCCCCAAAACACCUUCCUCGAUACCAUAGCAACAAGAUUCGACGGAACACAUAGCAACUUCGUAUUGGGAAAUGCACAAGUUCCGACUCUCUACCCCAUUGUGUACUGUUCCGAUGGCUUCUGCGAGCUUACGGGUUUCACCCGAGCUCAAAUUAUGCAAAAAGGGUGCGCCUGCAAGUUCCUCUACGGACCGGAAACGAAAGAUGAACACAAGACCCAAAUAGACAAGGCCCUCGAAUCAAAAAACGAGCUCAAAUUAGAAGUCAUAUUUUAUAAAAAAAACGGGACCCCGUUCUGGUGCUUAUUGGAUAUCGUUCCCAUAAAAAAUGAAAAAAGGGAAGUUGUUCUGUUCCUGGCAUCCCAUAAGGACAUCACAAAUACGAAAAUGGCAGAGAUGUCGGAGUGCGAAUUAUACGACAGCGCGGCCGUUCUUGGAGCUCGCUUCCGAGGUGCUGACUCUUGCCUCCUUGCAGACGCCAACGGCAACCUCGACCCGGAGGCACCUCCAGCGAACUACGGCAGAAGACGUUCGCGAGCGGUGCUCUACCAACUUUCCGGUCACUACAAACCAGACAAGAUGAAGACCAAACUCAAACUGAACAAUAACUUGUUAAGCUCAACACCAGCGCCUUUACCUGAAUACAAAACUUCCGCAAUAAAAAAAAGUAGGUUCAUUAUAUCUCAUUACGGGAUGUUCAAGAGCGGAUGGGACUGGCUUAUAUUGAUGGCUACGUUUUAUGUCGCCGUCGUCGUUCCCUAUAAUGCCAGCUUCUUGAAUUCAGAGAGGCCAUCCGUCAUCAUGGAUGUCCUUGUUGAAGCGCUGUUCUUUAUAGAUAUUUUUUUAAAUUUUCGAACAACAUACGUCAAUAGGAAAGGCGAGGUAGUGUCCAACUGGAGAGCAAUAUCACUCAACUACUUGAGGACUUGGUUCAUCGUCGACAUGCUUGCAGCACUGCCAUUCGAUUUACUUUAUGCACUCUACGGUGAAGAGAAAUCCAGUCCAUUCCAGCCUCACCUUAUAAAAUUAACGCGAUUACUUCGCUUGGCAAGACUUCUACAGAAGAUGGACCGUUACUCUCAAUACAGUGCCAUGAUCCUGACUCUACUGAUGCUGUCGUUCACUUUGGUAGCCCAUUGGCUAGCGUGUAUAUGGUAUGUGAUAGCAGAGAAAGAACUUGAAACUGAAUUAGGUUGGAUUCACACCCUCGCCGAUCGCCUCAAGCUCCCUGACGUCGCUAACGUGUCGAAAACUGACGCCUACGUCACAGCCCUCUAUUUCACCUGUUCGAGUCUGACCAGCGUCGGUUUCGGCAACGUCAGCGCCAACACCACCAGCGAAAAAAUCUUCAGUAUAUGCGUCAUGCUGAUUGGUGCCCUAAUGCACGCUGUCGUCUUUGGCAACGUAACUGCCAUCAUUCAAAGGAUGUACUCGAGGAGGUCCCUUUACCAAACUAAGUGGCGGGAUCUGAAGGACUUCUUUACCCUGCACCAAAUUCCCAAGGAGCUUAAGCAAAGGAUGCAAGAUUACUUUCAAACUAUCUGGUCGCUCAACCAUGGCAUCGAUAUACACGAGACCUUAAAAGAAUUCCCCGAAGAAUUAAGAGGCGACGUCUCCAUGCACCUUCACAGGGAAAUUCUGCAAUUACCAAUUUUCGAAGAAGCCUCGCAAGGAUGUCUCAAACUUCUCUCUUUACAUAUCAGAAAUAACUUCUGUGCCCCUGGCGAAUAUCUGAUUCACAAAGGCGACGCUUUAAGUUACAUUUACUACAUCUGCAACGGCUCCAUGGAAGUGGUACAGAACAAUAUGGUCGUCGCCAUACUUGGCAAAGGCGAUCUCGUAGGCAGCGACAUAAACUUGCACCUCCAGCAUCCCUCCAAUGCCCCCCCUUCUGAGACGGGCAGGAUCGGCGGCUCCUCCGACAUUAUCAUAAAAUCCAGCAGCGACGUUCGUGCCCUCACCUAUUGUGACCUAAAGUGCAUUUAUAUGCAAGGAUUAGUCGACGUAUUACGCCUGUAUCCAGAAUAUCAAAAACAAUUCGCCAACGACAUCCAACACGAUCUAACUUUCAACGUUAGGGAGGGUUACGAGGCCGAGCAAGAAUCCGACGCCAACGGAAUGCCAUCGCUAACUUUACCCAGCAUUAGCGAAGACGACGAGAAUCUACACGAAGAAGGCGAAACGUCGCCAAUAUCACCCAACAGGUCGCCUUUACACGCAGUUUCUAACAGCCCCCGCCACGCCAAAUACAACUUAAGACUCCAAGAAUUCCACGAAAACGCCACCCGCAACCGCCCCCGCCUGGGCGGCGUCGCCACCAACCACUUAGCCAUGCUGCGAGAGCGCGUCGAACGUCAAAGGAGCGUCGUCCUGCCUCACCACCCCAAAACCAGCUCCCUCGAAGACGUCAACUGUGAACUGAAGACCGACGUGGAAAACACGCGAAACAGCGUCGACCGUUUGGAUAACCAAAUCACGAGCUUGCACCAGGACGUGGCGACACUCAGCAUGGAGGUGCGAAACGCCAUCCAGGCUUUGCAGGAGAUGACGACUCCGUCUUCCUGUGGCGGCUCGGCUCAUUACUCUGUCCAUUCGAACCCCAACUUACACCAUAGCGGUUCUGGGAACGCGUUGUUAGCCCGGAGCACGUCGCAUCCUCCGGAAAUGUUCUACUGGGAGGAGCAGCAGUCGCCGCCACUGGCUUUCCGGCCGUUCCCGACGUUCGCCGAAGUUGGGACACAGACGGAAGACGACGAGAUGAUACGAAGGUGGGUGACGCAGAACCCGAGGGAAGUACUGGAGAUGCUGGGGUUCGACGCGGAUAAGAUUCUAACGAAAGGGAGUUUGAGGAAGAGUCAUAGUAUUCCAGACGAUAAGGGACAAGUAUUGAGUGUUCAAAACAGGAAUUGUUUUAAAGAUGUUGCGGUAGAUAUUGAUGAAGACACUGAUGAGGGAAAGGGAGAAGAUUGCCCUUUUCUGUGGGAACGUAAUCCAGAACCGAGGAAUUAUCAAAUCUUUGAAGCUAUAAAUCCUCAGAACUCUUUGCUUAAAUUCAGGAAGCCGAAUCAUGCUGAAUCUUAAUCGGGCGAGUCCAUCCUAGUACUGUGUCAGAAGACGGUGAUAUGUAAAUAAAUGCAUAAUGUAGCUCUAUUUUAAUCUACUAACAUAUAGAUUACAAACAUUUAACAACAAUAUCGAAAGUAUAGUCAAAUAACUGAUAUUGCUGAAGGUUAAUCAUUGUUUCCCUCCGUGUUUCACGGGUUCUAAAUAAGACAGUAAAAUACAUGAUUUUGGACAAAUAAAUAUGUAAUGCUAACCAUCAUCUUUUUUCACAAGUAAUAUAAUGCAUUGUAUAUAGUUAUGGAGUAAUACGUAUGUAAGAAAGCGACAUGACAUCAUCUGCAACGACACAAAGUUGUUUUAACUCUAUGACUAUUCUUGAAAUGAAAAGUAAAUCAAAGUUAACAACAUCCAUGUAGAAUGGAUGGUAUCAUAUUAUACAUACUUGGCAGUUUCGACCAUUAUCUGUAUAUUACUUUUUCAGUAAAAGCCUAACUUGACUGUACUUCAAAGCUGCUCAUCAGCAACUGCCCAAAUUAGAUCGAUAAGUAGUUGUAAGAAACGUCAAUUAUCGACUAUACAGACAACCACAAUAUUUUUCUAAAAAUGAGCCUAAUGUGUUAAAUGUUUGUAAAUAUGACGCACUAGCGUUGUUUUCUUUGUUAUUAAAAAAAAUUAAUAAAAGCUUUGGUUUUCCGAGGCGUGGAGGUUAUUCAAAAUGUUAAGCAAGCAUAUCAUGUGAUCUACAGGUAGUGCCUCUAUUGUGAUGAAUCUCUUUCUGAUAAAGUGUGUCUAAAAUUGUCGAAAACAAUCACUCUAUUUGCUACAUGUUUUCAAUGUUAACUUUAGCAACAAUUAUUGUUGUUUGCAAUUUUUGUAAAUAAUUUUAUUGUUUAUAAUUACGUAAGACAUUCCAUUUUUGCAAAUAAUAUCUCGUGAUACAAGUUAAGAAUUAUAUAUUUGUAUAUUUUA